Linepithema humile (Argentine ant) is the source of this 5146-nucleotide messenger RNA. The record is from RefSeq and is a predicted model, not a curated record. NCBI's taxonomy places the organism in Eukaryota, Metazoa, Arthropoda, Insecta, Hymenoptera, Formicidae.
GCAGCGACGGCGAGUCGGAACCAUCUCUCGGCUCGAAUAACACGCGUACACCGCGGGGGGGAAACACCGGUGGCGUUUCGUGUUCCUCGAGCGCACCAUCGCGGCGGCGGAGAGCAUGAGGGCGCACGGCUCGCGCCUCAACGAGAUUCCCGCAGUGAUUCGACUUCGAAAAACGACGGGUUCGUUUCUUCGGUCGGCCGAGCGAAUCGGCACUUGUCGGAUCUUCGUUUGUCCGUUCGGUGUCCGUCCCGAAUCAUCGUCCCCCGUCUGUAAUGUAAACAUAAAGCGGGGCCUCCCCCCCGUUUAUCUUCACUUGGGAGUAACCGCGAUAUCGCCACGCCGGCGGCCCUGCAGGAGGCGAGUGCACACUCCCGUCUCUUCCCCGUAUUCACCUUCUGUCACCGUGCGUCCCGUAUUCCCGCGAUACGUCACGCAGGAAGUCACCGUCUCCUCCCUUAAUUCGGACUGUUCACGGCGACGUUCACGGCGUACGCGGAGAGUUAACGUUUUGACAGCUGCGGGUUAACUCGCGACUCGCAGUUGCCCUUCGCAGUUCCUUUUUAUGUAAGCCCCCCGUGUUUUGCAAUAUGCUGCCGUGGCCGAGUUGCGCGCUACGAGGUUCUAACGUGCGAAAUCGUACGGGCGAGUGACAUCAUUCGCAGCGCUGCUCUGAUUGAUAUUAUUGCGCUCUUCGCGUUCUACUCGUCGCGAUCACCGAUGCAUUCCGAGUCUGGAGGAUAGCAGAGUUCGUGUUUUGUACUCGUCUGCGCUUGGUUUUCGUUGUGAAGCUUGUGACACAGAUACAAAAUUCAAACUGAGAAACGAUGAAUGCCUCAGAACAUGGGUUUAACCCAGCCUUUAAUAUGGCCUCCAUAAAGCAAGCUUUCAAUGAGGCUGUAGAAAGAGUCUCAACAGUUAGGAUGCCUGCGCCGACACGGUUGAGGGAUCUGAUUAGACAAAUACGAGCCGCGCGGACGGCAGCGGAAGAGAGAACAGUCGUGAACAAGGAGUGUGCGUAUAUCCGUUCGACAUUUAGAGAAGAAGAUAGUGUGUGGAGAUGUCGUAACAUUGCGAAGCUAUUGUAUAUCCAUAUGCUGGGGUAUCCAGCGCAUUUUGGCCAAUUGGAAUGCUUAAAGCUUAUUGCUUCACCGAGAUUUACGGACAAACGAAUCGGUUACUUGGGGGCCAUGUUAUUACUGGACGAACGACAGGAUGUGCAUCUCCUGAUAACAAAUUGUUUAAAAAAUGAUUUGAACAGUUCAACGCAGUUCGUCAUCGGUUUGGCGUUGUGCACUCUGGGCGCGAUCGCGUCGCCGGAGAUGGCAAGAGAUCUUGCGUCCGAGGUCGAGAGACUGAUGAAGUCGCCGAACGCGUACAUCCGGAAGAAAGCGGCGCUCUGCGCCUUUCGGAUCAUCAGACGCGUGCCGGAGCUGAUGGAGAUGUUUUUGCCGGCCACUCGCAGCUUAAUCACCGAGAAGAAUCACGGGGUGCUCAUCACCGGCGUCACCCUCAUCACGGAGAUGUGCGAGAACAGCAUCGACACGUUGAAUCACUUUAAAAAGGAAUGCGGCCAUCGUGAGAUUGUGCCAAACCUCGUAAGAAUCCUGAAGAAUCUGAUCCUAGCCGGAUACUCGCCUGAGCACGACGUGUCUGGGGUGUCCGAUCCGUUUCUUCAAGUGAAGAUAUUGCGUCUCCUUCGUAUUCUGGGACGUAAUGACGUCGACGCGUCCGAGGCCAUGAACGAUAUACUUGCUCAAGUCGCGACCAACACGGAAACCAGUAAAAACGUUGGCAAUACGAUACUCUACGAAACGGUUCUCUCGAUCAUGGAUAUCAAGUCGGAGAGCGGGCUUCGAGUCUUAGCAGUCAAUAUACUCGGCAGAUUUUUACUGAAUAAUGAUAAGAAUAUCAGAUACGUGGCCUUGAACACGUUGCUGAAGACGGUUUACGUGGACACAAGCGCGGUGCAGAGGCAUCGAUCGACAAUUCUAGAAUGCUUGAAAGAUCCGGAUGUGUCAAUCAGGAGGCGCGCGAUGGAACUGAGUUUCGCACUCGUAAACUCCAACAAUAUCAGAAACAUGAUAAAGGAAUUGCUCUUGUUUUUGGAACGCGCCGAUCCGGAAUUCAAGGCUCAAUGCAGCAGCAAUAUUGUGAUGUCCGCAGAGAGAUUCGCUCCGAACAAACGUUGGCAUCUCGAGACGCUGUUCAAAGUCCUCGUCGCGGCUGGUAAUUACGUGCGAGACGACGUGGUGGCGUGUACGAUACAGUUAAUAUCGGAGACGCAGUCUCAACAGAGUUUCGCCGUCAGCGCAUUGUGGCGCGCGUUAGAAAAAGAUACGUCCGACAAGCAGCCCUUGGCGCAAGUAGCUACGUGGUGCAUCGGCGAGUACGGCGAUUUAUUGUUGUACGGUCCGCCGUCGGAGGACGUUGAAACUCCGAUCAGUUUGACAGAGGAUGAAGUUAUCGAUGUGUAUCAGAGGUUACUCUGGAAUCCGCAGAACACUGUGGUUACAAAACAGUACACUUUAUUGUCUCUCACGAAAUUGAGCACGAGGUUCCAGAAAGGUCACGAAAAAAUUCGUCAGAUCAUAGAUACAUUUGGUAGCAAUUUGCAUAUCGAGUUACAGCAGAGAGGCAUUGAGUUCUCGCAGUUGUUCCGGAAGUACGAUCACCUGCGGCCCGCGCUGCUCGAGAGAAUGCCGCCGAUGGAGACGGCGCGGCCGCAAGCUAACGGUAUUAUUGGCAUGGUGAACGGCGAGCCGGAACCGGAAGACGAGAAAUUGUCCACGAUCGAACCGACCACAACUACAUCCGAUUCAAGUGCACUUUUAGAUUUACUUGGAACUACGGAUGUGGGAGUGACGAUGCCGGCGACCACUAAAAACUCCUCGCCGAGUUCGAUCGCGGUGGCGCAUAAUAACGAUCUAUUAGAUCUGCUCGGAAAUUUGGAUUUGAAUACACCUACGCCUGCUGCGCCUACGCUACCGUUGCAACCGCAAGCAUCAACGCCACCCAUGUUCAGUCCCACUAGUACGAACAACUUCUUAAUGGAUGGAUUGCUCAAUACUCCGUCGGUUCAAAAUGAGGUAUCGAGCAUGGUGGUCUUGGACAAGGCAGGGCUCAAAAUAACGUUUAAAUUGGAGAGACCACCAGAUGUUCCCGAUCUAUUAGUUAUAAAUAUGCAGGCUCAGAACUCUGGAAGCACCACUUUAACCGAUUUUCUGUUCCAAGCAGCAGUUCCUAGGACAUUCCAAUUACAAAUGUUAUCGCCGUCAGGUACUGUCAUUCCGCCGUCUGGUCAAGUAACUCAAGUGUUGAGAGUCACGAAUAUGAAUAGAGCAGCGUUAAGGAUGAGAUUGCGUAUAUCGUAUACGGGCCCGACUGGACCAGUUCUGGAACAAACGGAAGUCAAUAACUUUCCCGGCUUCACAUCACAGUGACAAGAUCUAAUACAAAAAACAUUUGUACAUAUGGCCGCCUAAAAAUAAUUAAUCGAAUCUUGAAGACAGACUGAGAGGAAGAGGAAAUACGGUCUCCCCUUGUCAGGAACAGUGAAACAUACAAUUUGGCAAACGGAUGUAUCUAACACACACACACACAAGCAUUUGUAUUAAGCAACUGAACCCUUGCGUAUAUAUGGCACUGACCUAAACCUUGUAAGGAGACUUUCGGAUUUGUUCAAGCAACAAUAUGUGAUUUAAUUUCGCGUACGAUGUAAGAAUGGAUUCUUCGAACAAUAUUAAUUCUUUCGGCACAUACAUCAAUGCUAUUGUGAAUACGUGAAUUGCGAUAAACUUGGCGUCGCGGAUAACGUGAUAUUUACGCCAGAGUUUUUCAAAAUUACGUACCAUUAUCAGUUACAAUGUGAGGGUGUAAGUACUUUGCUCUCAUACUGUGCCGCGCGUGUGUGAAAAGAAAGAGAUGUAAAUAUUUUUUCUAACCGAAACACGCGGUAGGAGUUGGGGAAAUACUGGAGUACUUCGAACGGUCGCAUUCCCGCUGUUUUACGGCUACUAAUUUAGCGCGUAAUUUCUCAUGUAGGCUAAAUGAGAUAGAAAACGGAAGUAAAUAGGGAAACGAAUGUUGAGAGAAGACAACAGACAAACACAUCAGACGCAUAACACGCCACUUGAGAGAAAGAGAAACGGAGGAAAACCGUGAUGCUUCGGAAGGAGUUCCGUCACCGAAAGUGCUGUCGCUGCCCCCAAAAACUUAUCGACGAGAAGGCGCUUAACUCUCGCUGUAACAAAUCGAUCUUUUCUACCGCUACAUUUGUAAGUAAGACACCGCGGAUAACUCGCGGCAUCGUCCUGUACAUAUUAGAUAAUCGCAGUGACGUAUAGAGGUGAGAAAAAUACGAGCAAAAUGGGGAAAUACUAAAAAAAAAAAAACAACCGCGAAAUGGGAUUCUUUAUAUGUGUACACGAUACAGCUGUUAACUCAAUAACAAAUGCGAAUAUUCAUGUUUUCGUCUUCGAGUGAUAUUUUUUUUGGGGAGGGGGGAAUGUACACACACACACAAAACACAUUGCUGAUACACGUAUACACAUAACACGGACGUUUAGGAUGGAUGAGUGUGCGAUGUAUGCGCGAUUAUACUGUUUUGAAUUUGUAUUCAGAGUACAGAGUAACAUUGAAGGGCUGAAUUCUGAUUGUCAUGUUAUCUGCGCGUGUAUGCAUGUAUGCUGAACAUUACAUUCGGUUAUCAUUACGAGAGAGGUCGGGGAAAUUCUUGUCGACCAACUGCCUCUUCGGUCAAAUGAUAUUGAUUCAUUCAAAACAUCGCCCUAACAGUGUUUCGCUGGAUUAUGUAUUUCGCUAGACACGAUCAUUGGAUUUUAUCAAAUUGAUUCUAACGAGAAUUAUUGUAUAAACACGAGCUUAUAACUCUAGUAUGUCAUUUGAUUGAAAAAUUAUUAUACAAAAAAAAAACGUUAUAAAUUUCAUUUGCUUUAAGAUUGAUUUUGUAUCCGUAAACUGUAGUCCAACUGAAAUCUAAUUCCAUGUCAUCGUUUUUACGCAAGUCAGAACGUAAAAUUGAACAAUUAUAUAUACAUACAUGUUGACAAUAGUCUACUUUUUAAGUUGUAGUAAACACUAACAUGAAAUUAACAAUAAAGUAACUGUGUUGAUUUUUAUUAUCUAA